AUGCCAUAUUUCGCAAAAAAUGCGGUGAUCUGCUUGCCUACGAACUGUGUGCCGUUAUCAGUGACUAUCAACUACGAGCAGCGGAAUUGGCAGAUUAUGUUCCUCCAGAUAAACCAUUUGAAUGGUCAUGGUAGGCUAGAAGUAGCCUAUUCUGAGAGUCUUCUGGGCAAGAGAUCUGCCCCAAGCGUGUUUCCCACAUUCAUCAUCCUGUAUCUUGUAGAGCAUCUCGAGCGUCUAUAG
Messenger RNA from Prunus armeniaca (apricot), 240 nucleotides. The record is from the annotation of a GenBank genome assembly. Lineage: Eukaryota; Viridiplantae; Streptophyta; Magnoliopsida; Rosales; Rosaceae.